Molecule: messenger RNA, 776 nt
Organism: Racocetra fulgida
Lineage: Eukaryota; Fungi; Glomeromycota; Glomeromycetes; Diversisporales; Gigasporaceae
Source: the annotation of a GenBank genome assembly
UUGAUGAAAUUACAAAUUUAAUAAUUGAUACAUUUGUAGAAUAUGCUGUUAAAGUUGGUAUUGGAACAACUCAGGCAGAAAUAGUCGCGAACACUAUGGUUACUUUAUCAUCAGUGAAUGUUCGUGGCAAAAUUAUUGCACGACUAAGAAAUGUAAGAAUCAUAUACAAUAAUAAUAGUUUUGAAUCUACGCGUGAUAUGCCAGAUACUAUGCCUCUUAGUUCUUUAGAAACUGUAAUUCAAGCAUUGUUGGAAGUUAUUAUUUGUGGAGCACCUUCUGUUGAUCCUGAUUUAAAUUUGAUUCAUUCAUCAAUGCUAGGAUAUCUAGCAGCUUUAUUACCUUUAUCCGCAAAAAAUGGGGAUAUGAAAGAGUUGCUAUGGUUGUGUGGAAUCUUUGACAUGGACAUUGAUAAUUCAGAAUUAUCUACUACAUAUUUCGCGAUAUUUGAAAAACUCGAUAUACCUGAUAACAGAACAGCAUUGCUUUUGGUUUCAUUGAUGGUUACAAUGCUUCAGAAUGCAGAACAUGAACCUGAACGAUUGUUUUUAUACGGAUUUCUGGCGGAAGCUGCGAAUGCCGUACAGUCCAUACUACUCGCCGUUGCUUCUGUACCACAAUUAGCAAGGCCACCAGAAAAUCAUACUUCAUAUUUGGAAGAAGUCAAGUUUAAUAACUUGAUGGAGUGUGGAUCCUUCCAAUCAGUUACUAGGGAAAAGAUGAAAAAUAAUGCUAGGUUGGCUAGUGAAUUAGUGGACUGUAUUAUUAGUCCAGAUUAA